AUGUCAAAUAUAAUCAGUGCGUAUGCACCCCAAGUAUGCUUGGAUGAGGAAGUCAAGAGGCGUUUCUGGGAAGAUUUGGAUGAGAUGGUGUGUGGUAUCCCGCAUACCGAGAAGAUUUUCAUAGGAGGAGAUUUCAACGGCAACAUUGGAGCAACGUCUGGGAAAACUCGAGUUUCCCGAAGAAGAGAGAUCACUUGGUCACCUUCCGGAGUUCGGUGGCCGAGACUCAGAUUGAUUAUUUACUCUACAGGAAGUCCGGUAGAGGUCUUUGUACGGAUUGCAAGGUCAUCCCGAGGAAGCCGCGAGAGAGGUAUUAGGGGUCUCAAAAGGUUACUCUGGUGGUCACAAGGGAGACUGUGGUGGAAUGGAGAGGUGCAGGGAAAAGUGAAAACCAAGAAAGCAGUGUAUCUGAAGCUAGUGGAAAGUAUAUACAAGGAGGAGAAGAUGGCGAAUAGGGAGCAAUAUAAGUUGGCUAAGAAAGAGGCAAAGCUAGCUGUUACGGUAGCCAAGACUGCAGCUUUUAGUCGUUUGUAUGAGGAACUUGAGGGCCGAGGUGGGAUAAGAGGUUGUUCAGGUUAG
This is a messenger RNA of Nicotiana attenuata, 579 nucleotides long. RefSeq lists its product as uncharacterized. NCBI's taxonomy places the organism in Eukaryota, Viridiplantae, Streptophyta, Magnoliopsida, Solanales, Solanaceae. The coding region runs from base 1 to 579 and encodes 192 amino acids. The transcript is spliced from 3 exons. The record is from RefSeq and is a predicted model, not a curated record.